Rhineura floridana is the source of this 1450-nucleotide messenger RNA. Its product is annotated as lysosomal acid lipase/cholesteryl ester hydrolase-like. The coding region runs from base 158 to 1366 and encodes 402 amino acids. NCBI's taxonomy places the organism in Eukaryota, Metazoa, Chordata, Lepidosauria, Squamata, Rhineuridae. Gene Ontology annotation, molecular function: hydrolase activity, acting on ester bonds. Gene Ontology annotation, biological process: lipid metabolic process. The transcript is spliced from 10 exons. The record is from RefSeq and is a predicted model, not a curated record.
UAACAAGAGGCGCAGCUUGCUCUACAUAGUGACAGACCUGUAGCUCCCUUUGUUAGCUAAAUAAUUUUUGUUCUCCCCUCUUCCACUAGUCUUGCUUGCCUUUUAUGAGUUCUGCAGGUGCUGUUAUUUUUGUGGUUGAACCACUUCAAAGCAACCGAUGUUCUGUGGCAAACAGAAGAUGCAGUGGGCUCCAGUUUUCAUGUGCUUGCUUUAUGGCUUUUUGUUAAUUCAAGGACUCCUUCUGGGUGGAAAGGUUGACCACGAAGCCACUCUGAAUGCUAAAGAGCUCAUCCAAUACUGGAAAUACCCCUUUGAGGAGCAUGACAUUGUGACAAAAGAUGGCUAUAUACUUAACACAUUCAGAAUUCCACAUGGCCAAGUUAACAGCACGAGCACAGGUCCAAGGCCAGUAGUAUUUCUGCAGCAUGGCUUGCUUGUAGAUGCUGCUAACUGGUUCCAAAACCUUCCUCAUAACAGCCUAGCUUUCAUGCUAGCAGAUGCUGGCUAUGAUGUUUGGCUAGGAAACAGCCGAGGGAACAACUGGUCCAGACGACAUACCUCUCUUUCACCCAGAUCACAAGAAUUCUGGGAAUUCAGCUUUGAUCACAUGGCUAAAUACGACCUUCCAGCAUGCAUAGAUUUUGUUCUGCAGGAAACUGGGCAGCAACAACUGUAUUAUAUUGGCCAUUCACAAGGAACAACCAUUGCUUUUAUAGCUUUUUCUACCAAUCCUGAAUUGGCUGCAAAAAUCAAGAUAUAUUUUGCCUUGGCUCCUGUGGCCACAGUUAAAUAUGCUAGAACUCCUCUAGCAAAGCUCUCGUUACUUACGGAAACAGAAAUCAAGGUCCUGUUUGGAACUAAAGAAUUUUUGCCAAAAACUUAUUCCGGUUCUUCAGUUGCUGCAGGAUUUUGCAGCCAGAAUAUAUUGGCACCUCUUUGUGGCAACCUCCUGUUCAUAUUAUGUGGAUUUAAUGAGAAGAACCUAAAUAUGAGCCGUGCAGAUGUGUAUACAGCCCAUGUCUCAUCUGGGACAUCUGUACAGAAUAUGAUCCACUGGAAACAGAGCGUCCUUGAUGGUCAACUCCAAGCCUUUGAUUAUGGAAGGUUAGAAAACCAAAUUCAUUAUAAACAGGCUGAACCACCUGAAUACAAUAUAAGGGAUAUGAAUGUAUCAACUGCAGUUUGGAGUGGUGGAAAUGAUUGGAUUUCUGGCCCUAUGGACGUUGAUGUUUUAAUCCCCAAAAUCAAAAACCUCCUUUAUCACAAAGCUAUCGCUGAUUGGAAUCAUCUGGAUUUUGUGUAUGGUAUUGAUGCCCCUGAGCAAAUGUAUUAUGAAAUCAUUGAGAUGUUAAAUAAGACUCAUUAAGGACAUUUGUCCCUUGCAAUAGAGACGGGGGCCCUUUGUUUUCCUUGCUGGUCUGAUUUUAUAAAUAAAUAAAUAAAUGCUGAA